Messenger RNA from Diospyros lotus (date-plum), 933 nucleotides. RefSeq lists its product as uncharacterized. The record is from RefSeq and is a predicted model, not a curated record. Bases 1 to 933 code for a protein of 310 amino acids. The transcript has 2 exons. Lineage: Eukaryota; Viridiplantae; Streptophyta; Magnoliopsida; Ericales; Ebenaceae. Gene Ontology annotation, molecular function: zinc ion binding; nucleic acid binding.
AUGGCACCAGUGACAAGAGCAACUAUUCAUAAUUCCCGGUCAGGAAAUACAAGCCAAGAGUCCGUAGGGAGGGGACCUGAGUGUUCAGAAGAGGUCCAAAGUCAUUUUAUGGGGCGAGGGCUAGUUGGUGGUCGCCAAGUGGAUACUAACGCGGCCAAGUGGUUGAAAGCAUUCAUGGAUUUGCGCCCUCCAACAUUCAAAGGACAGCUAGAGGCUGAUCUGAGCAUAGCAAAGUAUUGGGUGGAAGAUAUUUUUCAGUUGUUAGAAUACAUGGACUGUCCUAGGGACCAAUGGAUUCAAAAAAAACGAGAUUUCAUGGAACUCAAGCAACAGUCUCACCUAACGGUAUCACAGUACGAAGACGAAUUUGUGAAAUUAUUGAAAUAUAUCCCAACUUAUAUGUUGUCAGAAGUUGAUAAGAUGGAACGAUUUAUCCAAUGGUUGCGUCCAGAGGUACGUCGAGGAAUGAGCUAUGUUGAGGCUCAUACUUUUCAUGAAGCUGUGGCUAAGGCUGUGAAUAUUGAAAAGAGAGUAAUGAAUUAUGGGGAGAUCACUCGAGCAAAGGAACCGUUCAGUGAGGGGCUAAAGAAGGUUGUACCAAACCAGGGACAUCAGUUUACUCGCCCGGAGGCAGGUAAAUUUAAGAAGGAAUUAAAAGCAUGCCCCAAAUGUUAUAAACCUCAUCGAUGGAGUCUUCCCUGCAGAAUCCCCAGAGCCACCAAGGAAUGCUAUAACUGUGGUGAGAUGGGGCAUAUAGUCAGAAAUUGUCCAAAAUGGUUGGAGAUGAACACUGUUAAGACAGACCCACCAGUUGCAGGGGUCCAGAGGAAACCGAUAGUAUGUUUUAAUUGCAAUACACCAGGGCAUAUAGCUUCUUGGUGUCCCCAACGUGAAAAGACUGGACUACCAAGAUCAACCGAGGAAGGAGCGUGA